AUGAAUAAUUCGGCAUUCCUUCCUACUGUUGUAAUGGAAACAGAUCCAGAAGAAAGUGAUACAGGUGAUAAUAAUUACUCAAUAUUAUAUAAAAAUAAUGGUUCAUCACAUCAUACAUUUUCAAUGGAUUCAGCAACCUACAACCAAUAUUUAGCAGAUAAAAGAAAAGGUUUUCGGUGUCGGGGUUCAUUGGGACCUACAAUAGCCAGUGCACCGAGUGUUGAAUUAGAAGACUACCGAACACCUAAACCAUCUGUAUCAGCUAUUAAAAAUGGUAAAUCAUUCGACUUAUCUGGAAUGGAACAACAUGGUUCACAUACAUCAGAAAGUAACGGCCUAAUUAAAGUUUCUGCUGACUUUCUUCGUCUUCAUGGAUCAAGACAACAAUUUAGAAAUCUUUUAUCAGCUCGUAAAAAACUUGGACAACUACCACCUGCUUAUACUCAAAUAGAUUGUAGUCAUGAAUCAUUAGACUCUACCAUUGGUAAUAAAUAUAAUAUUUUAAAUCAACCAUUUCCACAAGGACCAGUGAUUACCGUAGAAAAUACAGGAACUAAUACACUAUUAAAAAUGAAUCCUUUUAGUGGUUCAACUAAUUCUGUUGUUAAUCCCGAAUCUGCUAUGUCAUCAGUAGAAAAAAAUGUAUAUUUUGAAAAUGGUAAUAUAAAUGGUGGUGCAUCAAGUAAAUAUUUUAAAAGAAAUAAUUCAAGAUAUGGUAUUCAGGUUGAUAAAAGUCAUGUACAAAUGUUAUAUAAAUUAAGGAGUGAUAAAUUAAAUACAGGUGUACAAGUAACAGAUAGAUGUUUAUUACUAGCAAUGAUUGGAAUAUUUUUUAUGGUUAUUGAAACAGAAAUAUGUGGUCAACAAAUUUUUAAUAUAACAAAAGACCAUCCUGCUAGUUAUUUAUGUAGAACAUUAGUAUUAUUAUCUACAGUAUGCUUAUUAUUUGAAAUUGUACAUUUUCAUAUUAAUGAUAUAUAUAUUGAUCUAUUGGAUUGUGGUGCUGAUGAUUGGCGUGUUGUUGUAAAUACAAGAAGAAUUAUUAAAUUUGUUAUUGAAUUUAUGGUAUGUUCAAUAUGUCCAUAUCCAGGAACAGGUAAUAUAUAUUGGACAUUCAUUGAACCCCAAAGAUAUGAAGAUCAUAAAAAAUUUAUAAAAGAAGUACCAAUUGAUGUUAUAUUAUCAAUAAUGAUGUUAUCUCGAAUAUAUUUAAUAGCAAGAUUUAUGGUAAUGCAUUCUAAAUUAUUUCAAGAUGCUUCAACAAGAACUUUAGCAGCAUUAAAUAGAAUACAGGUUAAUUUUUCAUUUGUCAUGAAAACAUUACUUGAUCAAAAACCUCUCCUAUUUCUUUCUAUUUUUACUUUUUGUUUUUGGAUAAUUAUGGCAUGGACAUUUGCUCAGGUUGAACGGUAUGGAAGAAAUGAAUCUUCUGAAAUAUUAUAUUCUAAUGCAUUAUGGUUUAUUGCAAUAACAUCAAUGUUAAAUGGUUAUGGUGAUAUAGUUCCAAAAACUAAUUUAGGAAGAGUAAUAGCAAUUUUUGCUGGAAUUUGUGGAGCCAUAAUAUCAUCUAUUCUUAUUGCUGUCAUAUCAAGAAAAAUUUUAUUAAGUCAGGGACAAAGAAAUGUUAAUAUUUUUAUGAAUGAUUCUAGAUUAACCCAAGAACAUAAAAAUUCUGCUGCUAGAGUUUUACAACAUACAUGGCAUAUAUAUAAAUGUUUACGUUCCGAUGGAACAGAUAGUCAAUUACGGGAUCAUCAAAGAAGAUUUCUUAAUGCAAUUCAUAAUUUUAGAAAAGUUAAAAAUAAAAUGCGUUUAUUUAGUGAAAAUUGUGCUACAAGUAUGCAACAAAUGAAUAGAUUAAUGACAGAAAUGCACACAAAUAUGCAAAGACUUAUGAAUACACAAGAUGAAAUGAAAACUCAAAUGGAUGUAAUGCAACGAACAAUGAGGAACCAUUUUUCAAAUUGUCAACAACGACCAAAAACAAUAAAUAAUAAUAUAGGAAAUACAAUUGGUAAUCAAAAUGUAUCAAAUACAAUUAAUCAUUCAUUAACUGUAGGAAAUAAUUCACCACCAGUCCAACAAAGAGUAAUGUUUGCAGAUUGUUUGGAAAAAAAAUAUACUGAAAAUGUAUGA
This is a messenger RNA of Strongyloides ratti, 2136 nucleotides long. RefSeq names its product Calmodulin-binding domain and Two pore domain potassium channel domain and Potassium channel, calcium-activated, SK family-containing protein. NCBI's taxonomy places the organism in Eukaryota, Metazoa, Nematoda, Chromadorea, Rhabditida, Strongyloididae. Gene Ontology annotation, molecular function: calmodulin binding; small conductance calcium-activated potassium channel activity. The transcript has 7 exons. The record is from RefSeq and is a predicted model, not a curated record. Gene Ontology annotation, cellular component: plasma membrane; neuron projection; neuronal cell body. Gene Ontology annotation, biological process: potassium ion transmembrane transport. The coding region runs from base 1 to 2136 and encodes 711 amino acids.